Molecule: messenger RNA, 2307 nt
Organism: Astrephomene gubernaculifera
Lineage: Eukaryota; Viridiplantae; Chlorophyta; Chlorophyceae; Chlamydomonadales; Astrephomenaceae
Source: the annotation of a GenBank genome assembly
GGCGGUUGUACGCUGAUGUCCAGACGGCUCCUCUUUUCUGUUCUCAGCUUAGCAUGCGAUGCACAACAUAUGUCGCCCAGGUAUUGGAGGUACCUAAUUGGCUACAUCGUGGUCUCCACGCGGCAUGCGUCAGACCUUUACGGUCACGACAGAUGCGGUUGGCUUGCUCCUUGCUGGCCUAAGCACUUGCAGGUGGUUUGGCGAGAUGCAAGCCCUAUGAUCAACGACGGUUACUGUACAUAAAGCGUACUUGCCGGGUUCCAAGACCUUGCGUUGCGAGGAUGGCCUCCAGCGAUGUAGGGCAGCGUGCGGAGCAGGCACGGGCAGCAGCUGAAGCCGCAGGCCAAGGUCAUAUAUUCGAACAUUGGGAGUCGCUUACGGAAGGCGAAAGAGAGAACCUGCUCAAGGACGUUGAGGGUCUGGACUACCAUUACCUGUCCCGCGUGUUCACCGCCAGCCUAGCGGCCUCCUCAGCAGCCGGCAGCUACCAGGGGGUGCGGCCCGCAACGGAUGUCGUACAGCGCAAGGACGUCACUCCGGCGCAGGAAGCCGAGUGGACGCAGCUGGGGUACCGCUUCAUAGCUGAGGGCCGAGUGGGUGUGUUGCUGCUGGCCGGCGGCCAGGGCACCCGGCUGGGCAGCUGUCUGCCCAAGGGCUGCUUCGACAUCGGCCUGCCCUCGCACAAGUCGCUGUUCCAGCUUCAAGCCGAGCGGCUGCUGCGGCUGCAGCGUCUGGCUGCCGCCGCCAGCGGCACCCCUCCCGCCGCCGCCCGCCCGCUAACCUGGUACAUCAUGACCAGCGCCUUCACGCACGAAGCCACCCUGGAGCACUUUGUCGCGCAUGACUACUUCGGGCUGCAGCGGACGCAGGUGGUGUUCUUCCAGCAGGGCUUCCUGCCGGCGUUCACGGAGGAAGGCAAGCUCAUCCUGGAGACCCGCAGCAGCUUGGCCAAGGCGCCCGACGGCAACGGCGGCGUCUACCUCUCCCUGGCCCGCAGCGGCCUGCUGCAGCACAUGAGCGCAGCCGGCAUCGAGUGCCUGGACUGCUACUGCGUGGACAACAGCCUGGCGCGGCUGGGUGACCCACGGUUCAUCGGCUACUGCCACGGCGUGGCAAAGGCGGAUGUGGGCGCGCGAGUGGUGGCAAAGGCCUAUCCAGAGGAGAAGGUCGGCGUGUUCGCUCGACGCUACGCUGAAGCAGGCUCAGCCGCAGCCCCGUCAUCAUCUUCCGCCGCUGCCGCCGCAGCGACAGCGGCAGGGACAGCCCCAUCAUCCCUUGCCGUACUCGAGUACUCCGAGCUGGAACCCGCACUCGCCUCCGCCACCAACCCCGCAACGGGGCAGCUGUAUUUCAACUGGGCCAACCUCUGCAUGCACUUCUUCAGUGUGGCCUGGUUGGCGCGGGUAGCGGAGGAGCUGCUGCAGGGGCGGGGCACGCCGUACCAUGUGGCGCGGAAACGCAUUCCGUCGCUGGCCGGCCCGGUCCCGGGUGUUAAACUGGAGCUGUUCAUCUUCGACACCUUCGGGGCCGCCGGGGACAAGACGGCGCUGGUGGAGGUGGAGCGCAGGGAGGAGUUCGCGCCCGUUAAGAACGCUCCGGGCGCUGCAACCGACUCCCCGGACACGGCCCGAGCCGCGGUGCUGUCGCUGCAUGCGGGCUGGGUGCGGGCGGCAGGCGGCGUGGUGACGUGCGGUGAGGGGCUGGAGGUGAGCCCUCUGGUGAGCUACGGCGGAGAGGGCUUGGAGGGGUUGGUGGCAGGGAAAACGUACGGAGACGCGUUCGUACCGGAGUUGCAAGGGCAACAACAGGAGGUGUGAUGUAGGGGCAGGGAAGACGGAAGCGGGCGGUCGUGCUGCUUGGCUGACAUGCUGAGGGGUGGUGGCGGCAGGGGCUGACCGGUGAGAGGGAAUGAGGCUAUGGCUGCGGUUAGCAAGAGGUUUGUGUGUUGUUGACCGGAACGCGGUGUGCCCGAUCUUGUUAGUUCGCUCAAGGACUAAUAUUUCUGCAGAGUUUGGUUUGUUGUCCUGUUUAUGAAGUCAACAUGCUUUCCUUGGGUGUUACAGCGCUCUCACGCAACAGGUACACUUGGCGUCAUGGCGCUCACCUUGUCUGAACCACAGCAGCGACUACAAGUAUCAUACAACAAAGCAUUUCCAACAACGCACCGCCGGUAACCUUGCACCCGGUUUGGAACCUGUCUACAUAAACGGCAGUGGGCUAUUCUGGCUUUAGGCGUGAAAUACUGCGGCACCUCAACUCACGCAUGAACCAAACAAACAGUUAUAUUAAACACACAGCGGGAGACAU